GGCUUCAGGGACUUCUGCUACCAGGAGGCCGUGGAGCCCCGAGAGGUUUGCAGCCAACUCCACCACCUUUGCUACCAGUGGCUCAAGCCAGAAAGGAACAUGAAAGCUCAGAUGCUGGACUUGGUGGUUCUGGAGAAGUUCCUGGCUGUCCUGCCCAGAGAGAUGGAGAGAUGGAUCAGAGAAUGUGGAGCGGAGACCAGUUCCCAGGCAGUGGCCCUGGCAGAAGGCUUCCUCCUGAGCCAGGCGGAGGACCAAGAGCAGGGAGUGGAAAAACCUGCAGGGGAAGUGAACUGAUCCUGGGGGAUCCUUCUAGGCCUCCUUCGCUUUGUGGUAGAGUGGAAGCGGUUUCUGCACAGCCUGGGCAGGUUCCGGUGACUUUUGAGGAGGUGGCCGUGCAUUUCUCGGAGGAGGAGUGGGCUCUGCUUGAUCCAGUCCAAAGGACUCUGUACACAGAAGUCAUGGAGGAGAAUCGUGGGAUCCUGGCUUCUCUGGGUGAUCACAGGGAGAACAGGAAAAAUGGCCUACACCAGAGGAGGAAAACUGAAACUGAAGAGAAGAGGGAAAACAAAUCCAUUUCUUUUGAAGGAUCAGACGUUUGUGAAACUCCAAUCCUGGAAGUAACAAGAAAAAAUAACAGUCACAAUAGGAAGACACAGAGGAAAAGCUCUCUGUACAUAAAGGCUCAGAAGAUUCAUCUUAGCAAAUAUCAAAGAUUUCAAUACUUAGAGUGUGAAAAACAAUUCAGUUUCAACACACAACUUAAGUUGCAUCAAAGAAUUCACACUGGGGAGAAGCCCUAUAAAUGCUUCGAGUGCAGAAAGGGCUUUGCUCACAGCACAAAACUUAAGCAGCAUCAAAGAAUUCACACUGGGGAGAAACCCUAUAAAUGCUUAGAGUGUGGAGAAAGCUUUGCUCAGGGAGCACACCUUAAGCGACAUCAAAGAAUACACACUGGGGAGAAGCCCUAUAAAUGCUUAGAAUGCGGGAAGAGCUUUGCUUACAGCACAAGCCUUAAGCUGCAUCAAAGAAUACACACUGGGGAGAAGCCCUAUAAAUGCUUAGAGUGUGGAGAAAGCUUUGCUCAGAGAGCACACCUUAAGGGGCAUCAAGGAAUUCACACUGGGGAGAAGCCCUAUAAAUGCUUAGAAUGCAGGAAGAGCUUUGCUUACAGCACAAGCCUUAAGCUGCAUCAAAGAAUACACACUGGGGAGAAGCCCUAUAAAUGCUUAGCAUGUGGAAAGAGCUUUGCUUACAGCACAGGCCUUAAGCGGCAUCAACGAAUUCACACUGGGGAGAAGCCCUAUAAAUGCUUAGAAUGCGGGAAGAGCUUUGCUCAGAGCAUGCUCCUUAAGCUGCAUGAAAGAAUUCACACGGGGGAGAAGCCCUAUAAAUGCUUAGAAUGCGGGAAGAGCUUUGCUCACAGCAGAAGCCUUAAGCUGCAUCAAGGAAUUCACACUGGGGAGAAGCCCUAUAAAUGCUUAGAAUGCGGGAAGAGCUUGGCUGACAGCGCAAGCCUUAAGCAGCAUGAAAGAAUUCACACUGGGGAGAAGCCCUAUAAAUGCUUUGAGUGCGGAAAGAGCUUUGCUUACAGCACAAGCCUUAAGCGGCAUCAACGAAUUCACACUGGGGAGAAGCCCUAUAAAUGCUUUGAGUGCGGGAAGAGCUUUGCUCAGAGCGUGCUCCUUAAGCUGCAUCAAAGAAUUCACACUGGGGAGAAGCCCUAUAAAUGCUUAGAGUGCGGGAAGAGCUUUGCUAGCAGCUCAAGACUUAAGCGGCAUCAGGCAAUUCACACUGGAGAGAAGCCCUAUAAAUGCUUAGAGUGCGGGAUGAGAUUUACCCACAGCACACACAUUAAGUGGCAUCAAAGAAUUCAUACUGGGGAGAAGCCCUAUAAAUGCUUAGAGUGUGGAAACAGCUUUGCUCGGAGCAUGCACCUUAAGCAGCAUCAAAGAAUUCACACUGGGGAGAAGCCCUAUAAAUGCUUAGAGUGUGGAAAGAGCUUUGCUCAGAGCUCAUACCUUGCGCAGCAUCAAAGAAUUCACACUGGGGAGAAGCCCUAUGAAUGCUUUGAGUGCAAGAAGAGCUUUGCUUUCAGCAGUAGCCUUAAGCGGCAUCAAAGAAUUCACAGUGGGGGAAUCCCUAUAAAUGCUUAGUGUAGCAUUUAUAUAAUAGAAUAGUAGAGUUGGAAGUGGCCUAUAAGGCCAUUGAGUCCAAACCCCUGCUCAAUGCAGGAAUCCACCCUAAAGCAUCCCUGACAGAUGGUUGUGCAGCUGCCUCUUGAAUGACUCUAGUGCGGGACAGCCCACAACCUUCCAAGGUAACUGGUUUCAUUGUCGUACUGCUCUAAAAGGAAGUUUUUCCUGAUGUCCAGCCGGAAUCUGCCUUCCUGUAACUUUAGCCCAUUAUUCUGUGUCCUGCAUCCUGGAAUGAUCGAGAAGAAAUCCUGGCCCUCCUCGUGUGACCACCUUUCAAGUCAUUGAGGAGUGCUAUCCUAUCUCCCCUCAAUCUUCUCCAGGUUAAACAUGCCCAGUUCUUUCAGUCUCUCCUCAUAGGGCUUUGUAUCCAGACCCCUGAUCAUGCUCUGAACAUUAGGGUGACCAUGUUUUGGAAACCAAAAAGGGGGACAACGUGGUCAGCCCCCAAGAGGGUGUGUCCAGCACCAAGGGGGCGUGCCCACCCGAACAUCGCCUUGGUCACUGCCACGACACAGGCUCUGAACACCAGGCCUGGCCGCGGCUACUCCCUGCUCAAGCCAAGCACCACUGCUUGAUAUGCCUGAGGCGAGGGAAAAACACUGCCUUUCUCCAAACUAUGUGGAGAAAGGGGUUAAAUGGAGAAGGUUUUCAAUAAUAAAUUAGAACACUGUGAGUUAUAUGUGCUGAGGUGAAUUAUUGUCAGAGUGAGUGCUAGAUGUAUAAACUUCAGAUGAUAAAUGCCAAACAGACA
This is a messenger RNA of Elgaria multicarinata webbii, 2946 nucleotides long. Its product is annotated as zinc finger protein 883-like. NCBI's taxonomy places the organism in Eukaryota, Metazoa, Chordata, Lepidosauria, Squamata, Anguidae. Gene Ontology annotation, molecular function: DNA-binding transcription factor activity, RNA polymerase II-specific; RNA polymerase II cis-regulatory region sequence-specific DNA binding. Gene Ontology annotation, cellular component: transcription regulator complex; PcG protein complex; chromatin. The transcript is spliced from 4 exons. The record is from RefSeq and is a predicted model, not a curated record. Bases 171 to 2153 code for a protein of 660 amino acids. Gene Ontology annotation, biological process: regulation of transcription by RNA polymerase II.